AUGACAGUAACCUGUGAUGAGUGUGGGAAGGAGUUUACUGUGAAGGCUAAUCUAAAACAGCAUAAGGUCAUCCACACUGGAGAGAGACCGUUCAGCUGUGACGAGUGUGGGAAGGAUUUUACUGUGAAGGAUAAACUAAAGCAGCAUCAGGUCAUCCACACUGGAGUUAAAGCGUUCAGCUGUGACUUGUGUGGAAAGAGUUUUUCCAGAAAGGAUACUCUAAAAUCACACCAACUCAUCCACAGUGGAGUUAAAGCGUACAGCUGUGAUCAGUGUGGCAGAGCUUUUACUCACAGUAGCAGCUUACAGAAUCAUCUAGUUACCCACUCUGGAAUUAAGGCAUACAGCUGUGACAUCUGUGGAAAAACUUUCAGCCUGAAACAGAGCCGAAAUACACACCUACGCAUUCACACCGGACAUGAUGUUUACUGCUGUGAACAGUGUGGCAAACAGUUUAUAACAAACCAAAUGUUACAAUACCACAUGUUUACCCACACUGAGGAGAGACCUUAUAAAUGUGACCUGUGUGAGAAGGCUUUUAAAUCUCCAUAUGACCUGAGACGACACCAACAGAUCCACACCAGAAAGAGACUCUCCAAGCGCAGUUACUGUGAGAAGCAGAGCAACACAGAUGGAUCCAGUUCCCAGCCCUGUCAUCACUGUGGUGGUGGGACAGUAUCUCACUGUGACACUUGUGGAAAAACUUUCAGUCGGCAACAAACCCUGAAAACACAUCAACGUAAACACACUGGAGACAAACUGAAAAACUGCAAAGAAUGUGGGAGAAGCUUCACCACAUUAAGUGGAUUAAAACAACAUGAACUCAUUCACAGUGGGGUUAAAAAGUACGUCUGUGAUCAGUGUGGGUCAUCUUUCAUUACUGCAAGUGGGCUUAAAACACACAAACGAGUCCACACAGGAGAGAAACCAUACAAGUGCAGACACUGUGAAAAAAGCUUCUCACAAUCAGGUCAUCAAAACAAGCAUGAAUGUACACACAUGGAAGGAAACUACAGCUGUGAUCAGUGUGACAAGAGCUUCAGGAAUCUCAGUUCAUACUCCAAACACAAACAAUCCCACGUUACUAAUAAACUGUUUCACUGUUAUCAAUGUGCCAAAACAUUCACUAAAUCAUCUGCUCUGUGCAAACAUCAGCGUGAACACUCAGGGCUGAAAUCACUCCCAUCACAGUGAAUAUGAAGAGACAGAAAGAUCCUCUUGUGGUUUCAGGGUCAGACUCAAAACUCUUAAGAUCAGGCUCCACAGAGUUCAGAUUGAAUCUCCUGUAAAGAUCUAAUGAGGCAACUAUGAAUGAAAA
Neolamprologus brichardi is the source of this 1318-nucleotide messenger RNA. Lineage: Eukaryota; Metazoa; Chordata; Actinopteri; Cichliformes; Cichlidae. The record is from RefSeq and is a predicted model, not a curated record.